CAAGUUGCGUCACUCUGUGCCGUUGUCUAUAAAUACACUGCCCCAUGCUACUGGACUUCACAACAGAACUUCUCACCAGUGGACCUUCCUCAAACAGCAGCGAACCAAGUUAAUCCUACCAUGGCUCUUGGCGCACUGGAUAUUGCCACAAUCGCAGUGGAGGUGGUCGGCGGUGUGGCAAUUGCGUGCAAUCUGGUGGUGAUUGCCGUCUUCGCAACGACCAAGCCACUCCGUAGAAAAUACUAUUGGUUCAUUCUUAAUCUCGUGCUUGCGGACAUUGCUUCUGCCAUUCUAGCAAUCGUGCAACAGGUCCACCCAGGUAAAGCGCCAGUUGCCCUGGUGCGGGGAGCGGCAUUCACUGCUGAACUGAGCGUCCUGUCAGUUGCUUUAAAUCAUUUCCUUGCAAUUACUAUGCCGUCUCGUUAUGACGCCAUUGUAACACGUUGUCGUAUGGUAAUCUACUGCUUCUUCAUUUGGGCCCUGUCUCUCUCUACCUUCCUGGUCUUGACGUAUGUUCAGGAGUACACUUUUUGGAUUGUCAGACCCCUUUUGUCCCUCACUGUGAUACUUCUCACCGGGAUUUUCUACUGCGUGGUAUUUCUGACUAUCAAAAAGUACAAACAGGCUCAAGCUUCGGCUCCGCGCGAUGAUCAGACGGGCGACCGUCUGCUCCGCACUCGGCAACUGAUGAUCACCUUCACUGUCAUCUUGAUAACAUCUUGCGUGUGUCAGAUCCCUUUCUGCAGCGUCAAUAUCUUGAUAUUUUUCAGAGGAGGGGGCCUAUGGGCUCAAGAGUACACCAUCCUGGUCGUCCACAAGUGGAGCGUUGCCGCCGUGCUUCUGAGCUCCGUCGUUAACCCGUUCAUUUACUGGUUGCGUCUCGCAGAAUUCCGGGCAAAGUUUUGCCCCAAGCGAGUCAAAGCCGAGACGGAGUUAGACACCGUCAACACGCAAACCCAUAUGUAGGCAGCCUGUAAGCAUAACAAAUAUGACCCACCCUUUAGUUAAGGCAAUCGCUGCUAUUAUUCGAUUUCAGUCUCAAGGUGCACGGCAUAUCUAAAUACCAGAGUGAAAACACACUCUCAAAAAUAGAAGGUCCAUUAUAAAGCCACUCCAAAAGAGUGACAAUCACUCUAAAAAAGUAAAAACACUUUAAAAAACCGUGAAAUUUCCACUAGGAUCGACAAAACAAUUAAGGAAAACUUGAUCGAAAAGGGGUGCACUUUUUUGAAAGUUUUUUAUUAUUAUUAUUUUUAUUAUUAUUUUUGCCCGAUAAGAGUGAUUGGAAAAUAUUAGCAAGUGAUUCAAUGGAUCACCGACUGCUUUUGCCAACUCGUUUUUCGGAGCUUAUGCCCCCCAUUUCAAUAGAAAGAUGAGCAUUGCAUGGUUACAGAGACAAUGUGUUAUCUUGUAUCGGCCAAUAAGAUUGUUGACAUAUACCUGAAUGGACGGUCAGAAUGAAGAGCCGCUGGUGCGCGAACAUGGCUUCUGUGCAAGUGGUAUGCUCACGCUUUAGCUGCUAAGAACUUUUCUCCUCACCGAUAAUAGCUUUGGAAGGGUGUCUGACAAGUUGAGCAAGUGUGAAUGUGAUGGCACCUCUGCUCACAUUAAAAUUAAAAUCUUCGGGCAACAGAGAAACUAAAACUCAGCAAUUUUGCAUUUCUUUAAUUUCCGCAGAUUGCGCAGGUUAGAAAAUCUGUUAUGUAUAGAUAGAUGAUAAGCAUUCUCGCAGCUGGAAGCCUGCGGACCUGAAUUGCCUGAAAUAAAUGAUUGUUAUUUGAAUUGUGCGAAAUACUAAAUUAUUCAUCAUGAAACAUCACAACGCGUCGGUAAAGGCGGUUGCGGCGGUAGACUGCGAAGAGCAAAUAGUAAUUUGUCGUCAAACGCUGUGCACAUCGCUCUUGUGAGAAAACAUCAUCUCCGCAAUCGUCUUGAUUGGAGGCUAACAAAUCUCAAGAUCCCUUCCAAACGACACUUGACCAAAAUGCACCCACGUCAUUGUGCAUAUCUAGUGCAUCUACCACUGAAUUUCUGCAGAAACAGACGAAGACAUUCUCCAAUUUUAAAAACGUGCAAAACAUGGGCGCAAGUAUAUCACUGUUGUAGCCGGAUCUUGUUGCGCUUUGUUCAAUGAGCCGUACAUCAUAGGGCUGUAAUACUAUCCGUUGUAAUGUAAUCUUAAUGUAAACGGUGAAGGCAAAACCUCGGUAACUCUUCAAGUGAAACUAUUAAGGUAAAGGGGUUUAUUUCGUUCAUUACAGUACCCUGUAAAAACGCUGGGCAAUUUUUGGCCCAACGUUAGGUAGGCCUACAAGGUGAAUUGCCUAACUGUUGGGCACUGAAACAGAUUACCCGACCGCGUUGAUUCCCUCAAGAAGUAAUGGGCAAACUUUUCUCAUUUUACCCAACAUUUGUAGAAAAUGUUAUUUGGAAUACUACUAUUUUACCCAUUUGUUUUGAUCAUUUUAAGUGUAAUCGAUUUGUAAGAAAUGCUUUUUUUCUUGAAGUAAUCGUAACAAAUAAUGAGCCUUUUUAAUAAAGACCCUUUAAAAAUGUGUUGGUGAAAAUCAUGUUUAUCAGCUUACAAUGGAACAUUUGAAAUCAUUACAAAAAGUACACUGGGCUUGCUUAAAUCUGCAGCGUAAUGUUGUGGGUAGGCCUACUAUGAAACAAUGAUCAAGCUAAUUUUAUGUGAUAUUGUGACGUUAUAGUUGUAACAUUAUUAAUAUUAUGUGGACAAGUCGAAAGAAUUUGAAGUUUUCGUAAGUAAAAUACUGCUUCAGAACACAUACAAAACACGACAUGUUGUAUAUAGCCGUAGGGCGUGACAAGGUGAGAAUAUGAAAAAGUCUGGUUGAAGCGUAAUUGAUAACAAACUUGAUUCUGGUCUUUGGUGAUAUUAAAUCCAAAGAAAUCGUUAUCUGUCAUUCUAAUAAAACCUACGCAGGGACAUAUAAAUGAUUGCAAUGAACCCUCGUCAUAAAAUGUAUAUGAAUUAGAUAAUUAUCUCUUUUGUGUGGAGUGUGGACAUCUGUGUCAGUUUUCGCAUUCGGAAUAUUCUGCAAAGUUUUGAUCAUCCUUAAUGUGUCUCGGUUAGCUCGGGAUAUGAUUAUCAUUUAAUAUUUUAAUAAAGGGUUAACGGUUAUAUAUGCAACAUAGGCCGUGCAGCCAGUCAACUAGUAACUUGUUCCCUAACCUCGUGUCGCGUACAAUGGAAAUCCGCUGUACGCUGCAUUUCACGCCUAGGGGGGAAAUGCCGACGGCCAACGUAUUUCGUUCAUAUACCAAUUUUGGAUUCAUUUGCCGAUCGACGCUCUAUAAUUAUUCAUUACGGAUGCCGCUCCACUCACACGCCCGGUCGCUACGCCCCUGGACACGGAUUGCUUACAACAAACUGAGUUGAAUUUGAAUUUGUACAGUCACGUAGGCAUAGCAUCUUUGUAUACUUAAUAUCAAAGGAGAAAGAACUUGUUAUUCAUGUCAUUUAGAGUCAUUGUUGAUUUGACAAAAUUGAUUUUUUUACUAUGAUGCUAUCUUUAUCAUGCUUAUAGUAUAUCUAACGCGAGUAGGCCUACUAUUAAAAUUGUGCACCACAAGGGAAAAGCACGCUUUUUAACAUUUGCUGCAGAGCCAAGGAAAUUCUAAGUUUGACUGUUUGAAGGUGAUUUAUGGCAAAAACGAUCUCAGAGGUCAUACCAACCGAAACAGCAAAUGUCUGGGUCUUCCUUGAGAGGCACCUCCCGACCGAUACUUGCUGUCGCUCGUCUUGUAGAGUACAUGGAAAUAAAUAAUAAAAAGGAGAUUUUA
Molecule: messenger RNA, 3807 nt
Organism: Acanthaster planci (crown-of-thorns starfish)
Lineage: Eukaryota; Metazoa; Echinodermata; Asteroidea; Valvatida; Acanthasteridae
Product: adenosine receptor A2a-like
Biological process (GO): G protein-coupled receptor signaling pathway
Cellular component (GO): plasma membrane
Molecular function (GO): G protein-coupled receptor activity
Source: RefSeq, a predicted model, not a curated record